Molecule: messenger RNA, 2529 nt
Organism: Ctenocephalides felis (cat flea)
Lineage: Eukaryota; Metazoa; Arthropoda; Insecta; Siphonaptera; Pulicidae
Exons: 2
Coding region: 91-2529 (812 amino acids)
Source: RefSeq, a predicted model, not a curated record
CGAGAUUUAAAACUUUUGGUAUGUGUUGUGUUUGAUUUAAUUGAAAAAACAAUACAAGAGGAAUAAUUGUUGCUCUUUUUGCAGAGUCAGAUGUCGAAUUUCCAAAGAACAAGAAGCAAGGUCUGGUGGGACUCCGAAGAUGACUAUCCAACAACAUAUCAAGCACCUAAAACGCCACAAAACGCUCAAAAUGUCUCAAACAGCUCUCAAAAUACUACAAAUAAUUUAAAUAAAAACGAGCACUCGCCAAUUGAUAACCAAAUUUUACAAAAAUACCUUGCAGAAAACCAGAACGUACGCGACGUGCCAACUUAUUACGAAGAACAACAAUCUGCAUCUCCCAACCAUCAACUUUCUGGUGAUAAAAAUGUAGUGGAAAAUUUAGAUAGUAGUAAAAAUAAUUUAGAAGGUUUUCAAAAUCUCUCUCCUGGUAGUCCCAGGCCGUAUCCCAGAAUGUUGAGAGCAGCAAGUCCAGCAAGUCAUAGGAGUCAAGAUUCAGGAUUUUCUGAUAGCGAUUGCUCACCAGCACAAACUGCUCCGAAACCGAUAAAACGAGAAGAAAAUUGGCAGAGAGUUAUUGAAAGUUUGAGGAUAUCUAAAAGUUCCGAUGCAAUAUGCAGCAGAAAUGAUCAAGCAGUGGUAAAUGAUGUAAAAGUAAGUACUUCCAAUGGAAUCGACUUUGAAAGUCAACUUGAUGAAAACUUUUGGAAAAACUUGAAAGCUCCUAAAAAAUCUAAUACCAGUACUCCAAAUACCAUAGCUCAAUUCAAUAGUAUCCAAAAAGGUUUUACACCUGAUUUGCAAAAAAUACAAUUAACACCACUGAAGAAUUUUAUGCAAACGCAUCAAGAUGAUAAAAAAGUUGAACCAAAAAAUAAUAUUAUAGAAAAAUCAAAAAGUGUAGAUGUUGAUAUCAGUAACGUGCAACGUAGACCAAAAUUAUUAUCAGUUCGAAGUUGUCCUGAUGGCAGAACAAACAGUGUUCACAGAUUAAUUUACAAGUUUGAUCAUGGUGAGUCACCUUUACCAGGAUUCAAGCCUUCUGUCACAAAAAAUCAAACUGACGAGGACAAUUCGAAAAAUAUCAGCCACGUUGAAGUUUUAUCCAAUACAAAAACAAAAGAUGACACACUUGAUAAAAAUAAUUUAAUUGCAGAUACUUUGACCAAGUCGAACAUGUCAAGUUUUGAAGUAUAUAGACAUGUACCUAAAAAUAUAUCCAGAAAAAUUGAGUACAUAGAUUACUCUCAAAUGUGUUGCGGUCCAAUAAAUGAAGAAGGUUAUACAGCUGAUCAAUCGACAGUAUCUUUGUCCCCUGAAAUGUUCCAUGAAAAACUUGAUGAACUAAAUUUCAGCAAUGUUUCAACAUUGUCUGAAGAUCUACCAGAUGGACACAAAACUUCGUUGAAUUUAACAGGCUCACCUUUAUACCAGAGCAGAUUAUUUGAAGAAACCGAUAGAAAUAGUAUGAUUCAAGAUAAUGAGUUGAACAUGGCUAAAAUAGUGUCACCUAAAAAGCGUACUGACACGUUCAGUCAAGGUGCUAUGGAUGAUUCGUACUUUUAUAAAAAAAGGCAAGGGUUAGCGAAUAAAAGUUUGCCUAAUCCAAGGAGCGAUAAAAACGGUGCAAGGUACAAGUUGAAUUUAACACUGUCCGCAGAAAAAUUAGGAAACACUCCACAAAUUAUUGCUGAAAGUGAUGCAAAUAAUGUAACAACCGUUAGUGUUAAUUCCUACAACAGCAUCGAUGAUUAUGAUAUUCUUUACUCCAAAAAACCUGAACCUAACAAUAACACUGUAGAAAUCACAACCACGCCUGAAAACAUGUGCCAUGUUACCUGUGCAAAUAAAAAAUCACAAGAAACUGAAAUCGCUGAUGCAGCAUUUUCAACACCAGCAAAUGCUAAAAAAUGUUAUAACAAUGAAACUUACGAAUUGCAACUGCCGAGCAGUUCAAAACCGUAUGCUGGAACAUACGAUCAAAAUGUUGGUGGAAAAUUAAGCGAUGAAAUCACCUUACCAUCCAGUGACAGUGAUUUAGCUCCAAGUUGUACUUCAACACCAAAAUGGUACAAACCAUCUGAAGUGAAGCAAUUGACCCCAGUCAGUCACAGAAAAAUUGCAGUGCAUAGGCGAGUAAAUUUACUGGCUGGAUUUAAUGCUGCACCAGAAGACAGUGAUAAGGAAAACAGUCCUAAAAAUGAGGACGAGAAUAAAGUCGGUAUUAAAAUUGUGGAUGGCAAGGUUUGGGUGAAAUCCAAGAGCACUAAUUGUGAAAAAGAUAUGGUACCCAGUAGUACAGGUUCUAGGUCAAACACACCGGACAGAUCAGGUCCUAAAGAUAUCUUCGAAGAAGAAAGACCAGGAGACGUCACGCCAAAAUUUAACAAAGAGGCUGAUAAAAAUAUUUUUGAAGAAAAUCGAACUCCGAAAAUCAAAAAAGAUAAAAAUCUCCUCACCAAAAUUUUUGGAAAAAGACAACAUCAGCAAACGCUAUACAAAACAAUACAAACACACAAAAGUGUGUGA